Messenger RNA from Dama dama (fallow deer), 8833 nucleotides. It is a transcript of the gene ADAP2, whose product is annotated as ArfGAP with dual PH domains 2. Gene Ontology annotation, cellular component: intracellular membrane-bounded organelle; plasma membrane. NCBI's taxonomy places the organism in Eukaryota, Metazoa, Chordata, Mammalia, Artiodactyla, Cervidae. The transcript has 11 exons. The coding region runs from base 93 to 1238 and encodes 381 amino acids. Gene Ontology annotation, biological process: positive regulation of GTPase activity. The record is from RefSeq and is a predicted model, not a curated record. Gene Ontology annotation, molecular function: GTPase activator activity; phosphatidylinositol bisphosphate binding.
UUCCCGCUCCACCUGCGGGCGAGCGAGCUGGCCAUGGGCGGCCGCGGGCCGAGGGGCGGCCGGGCUGAGCCCUGAGCCCUCCGGGGCCGGCCAUGGGUGACCGCGAGCGCAACAAGAAGCGGCUGCUGGAGCUGCUGCAGGCGGCGGGCACCGGCAACGCGUACUGCGCAGACUGCGGGGCGGCGGAUCCCGACUGGGCCUCUUACAAGCUGGGCAUCUUUAUCUGUCUGAACUGCUCCGGAGUCCACCGCAACUUUCCAGACAUCAGCAAAGUGAAAUCCGUCAGACUUGACUUCUGGGACGACAGUAUCGUGGAGUUUAUGACCCACAAUGGGAACCUCCGAGUGAAGGCCAAGUAUGAAGCCAGAGUCCCUGCAUUCUACUACAUCCCCCAGGCCAACGACUGCAUGGUCUUAAAAGAACAGUGGAUUCGAGCUAAGUAUGAGAGACAGGAAUUUAUGGCCGAUGGGAAAACCAUCUCACACCCAGGUAACCGAGAAGGGUUCCUGUGGAAGCGGGGAAGGGAUAACGCACAGUUCCUGAAAAGGAGGUUUGUCCUCCUGGCAAGAGAAGGCCUGCUGAAGUACUACACUAAAGAAGAGGGUAAAGACCCCAAAGCUGUCAUCAGCAUCAAGGACUUGAAUGCCACCUUCCAGACAGAGAAGAUUGGGAACCCCCACGGGCUGCAGAUCACCUACCGGAGAGACGGCCACGUUCGGAACUUGUUUGUGUACCACGAGAAUGGGAAGGAGAUAGUGGACUGGUUCAACGCCCUCCGUGCAGCCCGUCUCCAAUACCUUAAAAUGGCCCUUCCUGAACUCCCAGAGUCUGAGCUUGUGCCCCUCAUCACCAGGAACUAUCUCAAACAAGGCUUCAUGGAAAAGACUGGUCCAAAGCAGAGAGAACCUUUCAAGAAAAGGUGGUUUGCUCUGGAUCCCCAGGAGCGCAGGCUGCUUUAUUACAAGAACCCGCUGGAUGCCUUCGAGCUGGGCCAGGUGUUUCUCGGGAGCAACGAACAGGGGUACCAGGUGUUUGAAGACCUGCCCAAGGGCAUCCGAGGGAACCGCUGGAAAGCUGGCCUCACCAUCGUCACCCCCCACCGGAGGUUUGUCUUCACCUGCCCCAGCGAGAAGGAGCAGCGUGAAUGGCUGGAGAGUUUUCGGGAGGUCCUCUCCAGCCCUUUAACACCCCUCAACCUCCUUGCUGUGUCAACGGAGAGUGACUGCAGCCACAGGUGACCCACUGGCCACCCAGCGCACCUGGUGGAAAGGAGAAGUUACCACUUCGGCCUUGGGGGCCCUGCAGGAGUGCCCCCCACCCCCAGUCGGCAGCUGUCACGGGCAGUGAACUCUGCCAAGACCAGAGCUUUGGCCUUUACCUGCCGGCUCCCUGGGUCUCCCUGGGCCUCCCUGCUGCCCUAGGGGUCUGGGGAGCUGGUAAAUGUCCUCGGGGCUCGGGACACCGGAAAUGAAGGCACUGCAAUGGGAAGACACCCGUGGCAUCAGCCAAGCUUACUGGAAAAACAGAAAACAACAAAAAGUUUAAUCUGAAUCCAACCAUGAGGAAACAAUCAGACAAGUCCACAUUAGAGAAAUUCUGCAAAACGACUGGCUAGACACUUUAAGACUGCCAGUAUCAUGAAAGAUCAAGUAGUCUGGAGACUGUUCUACAUUAGAUAAGACUAAAGAGACAUAGCCACAAAAUGCAAUUCAUGAUUCUUGAUUAGAUCUUGGAUUUAAAAGAAACAGUUUUUGAGAUGUAAUCAAGAUAACUGGGAAAGUUCCAAUAUGAAUGUAUAUUAGCUAGUAGUAUUGUAAGAUUGUGAUAUUGUGCUGUAUUUGUGUAAGAGGAUGCUCUUGUUCUUAGGGAUACAUUCUGAAGUGUUCAGGGAUAAAAUAUAAUAUGUCUACAACUGACUUAAAUGGUUCAGCAAAAUAUAAAUGUAUCUGUACAUACAGAGUAUCUACUUAGAUAUACUGUGUGUAUUUAUGAAAAAGAAGGUCUGUGUACACACACACUCAGGGGGAGAGAGAGAAAGUGGACCACUGUGCAAAAUGUUAGCAACUUCAUCUAGAUGAAGUAUACCUGGAUGCUUAUUGUCCAAUUCAUGAAAAUUUCCUAUAGGCCUGAAAGUUUUCGAAUUUAAAAGUUGGGGGGAAAUUACUUUAAAAGUAUCCACUUUUCACUCUUCAAAAGUAGUGGGUUUUCCCCAUGAAUUGAAAAUGUUCCUGGGAGACUUCUACCUUUGUGCACAUCUUAGAAGAUAUAAAAGUAUAGCUAAUACAAAAGAACAAACAACCCCCUCCCCCCAAAGCACAGUGUUCCCAUCUACACACUCUGGAAGGAAAGAAGGAGGGCAGGAUGACAACUCAGCUGGACCCCAGGGAGAGAGCUAUCCAGCCUGAAUACCGUGUCUGGCCCUGCCACUAAUGCAUGUGUGUGCGCUCAGUCGCUUCCGACUCUUUGUGACCCUGUGGACUGUAUCCCCGCAGGCUCCUCCGUCCAUGGGAUUUUCCAGGCAAGAAUACUGGUUGCUAAUGAGACUGUUGGAAAACUCACUUUCCCAACCCUCUGCCUUGGUUUUUCUCUUUCAAAUGAGGAAGUUGUAGCAACUGCUGAACUGUUGGAAGCAACAGCUAUUUCUGAGCACCUCCCAGGUGCCAGACUCUGCUCGGGCAGGAACCCGAUGACGUGGUCCCCGCUGUCACAGAUUUCAGCCCACCGGACAACAGCCCUACCAGAGGGCAGGACAAUGAGGCAAGUGUUCAGAAAGGGGAAGUGUGGGCUGCUGCGAAGGUGUGUAGCAACAGGGUUCACCCUGAGCGGGAGGAGGGAGCCUCCUUCUUCUCCAGAAAGUGACGUCUAAGUUGAAACCUUAAACUGUUCAGAGAUUAGUCAAAGGGAAGAGGGCCAGGAAAGUACUCUAGGGUAAGGGAGGAAAAUGUUCAAAGGCUCCCAGAUGGGCAAGAGAAACGGAAAGAAAUCGCGGGUGGCUGCAAUGUUAGAGAAAUAGGUCUAGGCUCUAUGAUUGUUUAUUCCUUUGAGUGACGUGCAGAAAGACAUUGUUUUCAUUUCAGUGGAGAGCCAGAGGGUUGGGAGAGUCUUUAAGAGUCUCUGGUUUUUCAUGGGAUUUUCCUUUGAUCCACCGAUCAGAGGACGAGCAACAUCAUCAAGCUGUCUUUCCUGAGGCUUCCUGACUGCCCGGAUGAAGACAUGGUUGCUUCCUCUUCUGGCUCCUAAAGCACCUUGAAAUUGUCUGUUUCAGCACCUGCUGGGCUGUAUGUAUAUUAAGGGUCAUGUUACUUGCCUGCCUUUUUUUUUUUAACCACUCUGUUACACUCUGCUAAGUUCUGAGAAUGAGAGAAUCAAUAAAGGAACUUGUGGUCCAGAGAGGAAGAAAGAGAAGAAAACAGGCAAUUUGGGAUUCUUAGGAGCCCCUCGGAGGGGCCGAGGACAGAUAUAAGAGAUGGAGACUUCCUUGGUGGUCCAGUGGUUAAGAAUCGCCUGCCAGUGCAGAGGACAUAGUUCGAUCUCUGGUCUGGGAAGAUUCCACAUGCCACAGGGCAACUAAGCCCACUUGCCGCAACUAAGACCUGAUGCAGCCAAGUAAAUAAAUAUUUAAAAAAGAACACUUUAUUCAAGAUGGUGGGACACAGGUACACCCAUGGCUGAUUCAUGUUGAUGUAUGGCAAAAACCACCACAAUAUUGUAAAGUAAUUAGCCUCCAAUUAAAAUAAAUAAGUUAAUUUUUUAAAAAAGAAAACACUUUAUUAAAGAGAAGAAUCUUGGCAAACUUUAAGUAGAAUAAAUGCAAAGAAAGUUACACUCAGGUACAUUACUGCCAAUCUGCUGAAAACCAAAGAUAAAGAUUUUGAAGGCAGCCAGUGAAAAAUGAUACAUUACAUACAAGGAAAUACUGUUUCUUUUCAGAAACAAAGGAGGCCAGAAGACAGUGAAAAUAAAUCUUUAAAGCUCUAAAAGGAAAAAAAAUCAGGGAGGGGACAUAUGUGUGCUUAUGGUGAUUCAUGUUGAUGUUUGGCAGAAACCCAACAGAAUACUGUAAAGCAAUUAUCCUUCAAUUAAAAAUAAAAAAAUUUAAAAAAUUAAAAAUAAGGUUAAAAAGGAAAUUAAUUUCUAAGGGAAAAAAUCAAAUUAGAACGCUAGAGAAAACCUCUUUCAAGAAUAAAGGAUAUGUAGGUAGAUAUUGGGGCUUCCCUAGUGGCUCAGAUGGCAAAGAUUCUGCCUGCAAUGUAGGAGUCCUGGACUCAAUCCCUGGGUUGAGAAGAUUCCCUGGAGAAAGGAAUGGCUACCCACUCCAGUAUUCUUGCCUGGAGAAUUCCAGAUAUAUAUAUCUGGAAUACAUAUAUCUGGAAUUCUAUAUAGAUAACAAACCAAAAAAUCUUUAGAAAAGAAGGCAAAAUGUCACUGAAUUGAACACCUAAAAAUGAUUAAAAUGGUAAACUUCCUGUUGAUAUUUUAUCACAAUAAAAAAUGCAUGAAGGUAGAUUUUUAUUUUUAAAAGGCAAACAAAAAAUAUUUCCCAUAAAGAUAAGCAUAGAUUUCUGACAGAAUUGCAGUAUAAGAAAUACUAAAGAAAGUUCUUUGAGGUAGAAGGAAAUGAUACGAGACAGAAACUCUGAUCUGAUCUAUAAAGCGUAAUAGAAAUGGUAAAGAUAUAAGUAAAUAAAAGGCUGCCUAUUUAAAGCAAGAAUUACAUGUGUUAUGGUUUAUAGCACCUAUAGAGGUAAUGUAUAUGACAACUACCUCAUGGAGGCCUGGAGGGGAAGUAAAUACAACUAUACACUUCAAGCUUCUUAUAUUUUACAUGAAGUGAUACAAAAUGAAGUCUAAGUAGAUUGUGAGAAGUCAGGGAUGUAUACUGUAAUUCUUAAUGACUCAUAGCAUGUAGUACAAAGAGGUAUAGCUAAAAAGCUAACAAGGAAAUUAAAACAGAAUUUUUAAAAGCAUUUGAUUAACCCAGAAGAAGGCAGGACAGGAAGGACAAAAUGAAUAAAAAAAUAGAUGGGAUAAAUUGAAAAUAAAGAGCAAAAGGGAGACCUGGUCAUAUCAAUAAUUAAUGCACUCAAUAUUAGUGGAUUAAACACUUACAUUAAAGUACAUGAUUGUCAGAGAACAUAAGGAAUCAUGACCCAAUCGCAUGCUGUUAAAAAGACAUUUUAGGGUACAUCCCUGGUGACCCAGUGCUUAGGACUCUGCCCCUCUACUACAGGGGGCACAGGUUCAAUCCCUGGUCAGGAGAAGAUCCUGCAUGUCACAAGGUCUGACUCUUCCUCCAUAAAAAGACAUUUUAAGACUUAGAUAAGUUGAAGUGACAAGUAUGGAAAAAUAUACACCAUGCAGACAGUAACAAUAAAACGGCUGGAGAGGCUAUACUGAGAUCAGAUAAAGUACUUUUUUCAAGAUAAGGAGUAACACCAGAAAUAAAGAGUAAUGUUUCAUAACUAUAAAAGGUGUAAUUCAUUAAAAGACAUAAUGGAUCAUAGAUGUGUCAUGUGCCUAAAAAUAUAGCCCCAGAGUACAUGCAGCAAAAAUGGGCAAAAUUUAAGGGAAAAAUAGACACAUUAAUAUAAUCAUUGAUCAAAAAAAGAAAUCACAUGGGAAAUUAGAUUUAUAACUGAAUGAUAAAAGUUUCAAAAUUGAAAUGAUGUUGCUAAAGCAUUAAUUAAAGGGAAAUGCAUAAGAAUCAGUGACCUACACAGACAACUCGUGUUUGGCCUUCCCAGGUGGUGCAAUGGUAAAGAAUCCGCCUGCCAAUGCAGGAGAUGAAAGAGAUGGUAGGUUCACUCCCCGAGUCAGGAAGAUUCCCUGGAGGGAGGACACAGCAACCCACUCCAGUAUACUUGCUUGGAACAUUUCGUGGACAGAGGAUCCUGGCAGGCUACAGUCCAUGGGGCCACAAAGAGCCAGAAAUGACUUGAGUGAAUGAGCACACACACAGACAACAGAACCUACUGUAUAGCACAGAGAGCUAUAUUCAAUAUCGUGGGAUAAACCAUAAUGGAAAAGAAUAUAAAAAAGAAUGUAUAUAUGACUGAGGCACUUUCUGUACAGCAGAAAUUAACACACUAUUGUAAAUUACACUUAAAUUGGAAAAGAAAAAAAAAAAAAAAAAGAAGGAAAAAAAAAAAUUGGAAAAGAAGAACCAAUGACCUACAGCUGCACUGCCCAAUAUGGUGACAAUAGCCACAUGUUUUCACUGAGCAUUGAAAUGUGAUUAACGUAACUGAGGAAAUGAAUUUUUAAUUUUACUUCAUUUUAUCUAAUUUUACAAUUAAAGAAAAUUUAUUUUUUGCCGUGCCACCUGGUAUGAAGGAUCUUAGUUCCCCAACCAAGAAUCAAGCCCAUGCCCCCUGCAGUGGAAGCUUGAAAUUUUAACCAUUGGACUACCAGGAGAGUCCCUAAAUUUAAAUAAUUUAAAUUUAAAAUAAGAAACUGGAGCAGUGUAAAACAUUGUUACUUCAGACACAUCUUAGUAGCUUUGGUAAGACAUAUUUUAAUUUAGCCAUUGCAUUGCAUAAGAUAUCUAUUAUUUUAGUUGUGGAAAAAAAUUUAAUGAUAUGGAAAAAAGUACGAACUAAAUUUUACAAAAAGUGAAGUAUCUUCAAUUAAGCUGCCAAAUGAUUACCUGGAGAACAUGAGAAUUUUUUUUCUAAUAAUGUCAGAGAUCAACUGAUUCAAAAUUUGAAAAAACUGUAGACUUUUUUUUUUGUUUUAGUUUUAAGUGAGUUAUGUGAUACUAGACUAACAAUGAAUAAUAUGGGUAAGUUUUGUUUCAAAGGACUUUUACAUUUAUGAGGAAAUGUCAAUCCACGGCCUAAAAAGUCAUGUUGUAGAUGUUUUUGAAUCUUUUACAUCUGUAAGAAAAGAAUUUCAGGUAGAUAUGGAAAACCCAAUCUUUAUUGUGACAGAGGGUUCCUUUAGCUAUGUUAGGUCAAAAAUUCAAAUGUUGAAAUUUUAAAAUAAGGUUCUGAUGAUUCUCAUGACUUUGUUCCAUUGUAUGACACAAAGUAAAAGUAUUUAUGUUCAGUUUUUUGAAGCAGACUAUGAAAACUGUCAUGGAUACAAUUGUUAAAAUUGCUCAGCAUGUACAUGAAAAUGCUAUGAAGCACUGCCAAUUUAUAGAACUGUUGAAAGAUAUGGAAGACAAUUCAGUGAGUUCGUAUUUUUUUACUUGAGUUUUGAACAAGUUUUACAAUUAUUUAAUGUACUGUUCAUUUCAACUCAAGAUUUUCUUGAAACUAAAGGAGUGCUUGCAAAAUAGUCAAUAAUCAAAGGCCUAAGGCAGUGUGAUUAUGUUUUCUCACUGAUGUCACACUGCAUAUGAAUGAGCUAAUUUUGAAGUUCUAAGAAAAGGUUAAUAUGUGACUUAGCUAAGCAGUUACAAGAAUUUAUGUUGAGAUGAAAACAUUUAAUAAUACAAAUCAGUAAUAAUUUUUAAAACACUUUCUAUCUUGUAUUGGGGUACAGCCAAUUAACAAUGUUGUGAUAGUUUCAAGUGAACAGCAAAGGGCCUCAGCUACACAUAUACAUGUUUCCAUUCUCCCCCAAACUCCCCUCAUAUCCAGGCUGCCCCAUAACAUCAAGCCAAGUUUCAUGUGCUAUACAGUAGGUCCUUGUUGGUAAUAAUGACAAUUUUAUACACUUUUCUAACAUGAAUCAAUAUACAGAACACUUUAAUUAUAACCAGUAGUAAUAUAAAUUGUCCAAAAAAGCUGUAAGAGGAAUUUGCAGGACACUUGAUACUGAACUUGCUCUUAAAUUUAUAUAGUCUCCCUUUAAAAUAAUACUAGUUUACACUAGAGUUUGCAAAUUUAUUCAACUUGGAGAGGCACAGUUUUCAAACUAAUAUGCUUUUCUUUAAAGUUAAAGAAAUUGGAGAAGGAAACAGCAACCCACUCCAGUGUUCUAUUCUUGCUUGGGAAAUCCCAUGGAUAUAGGAGCCAGGUGGGCUAUAGUUCAUGGGGUCAAAAAGAGCAGCUGAGUAGCUUUCAUUUCACCUCCGUAUAUACAUAACUUUAAUAUCAUACCCAUUGAGCAAAAUAAGUUUCAUAAAGGUGUUUCAGAUCUUAUUUAAUCUAAAUUAGACCUUUUGUAUCCAGAACAACAACAAUGUUCAAAAUUUCACAGGUGUUUUAUUAUUUUAUUAGUCCAAUAUUAAACAUUAAAAAUGCCUGUUCAUAAGACUUGUUUUUGAUAAGUUUAUCUUUAGUGUAUUAUUUUCCAGAUAAAUACAAUAAAUAAAAAAAAUAAAAUAAAGUUAAAGCAAUUAUUCCCAGAAGAUGAAAUAGUUUUGUCAAUGCAAAUGUGAUAUUAAACGGUUCGUUUUUCUAUUGUUUUGAAUUUUUUUUUUCUGGAUUCUGGAUACAAGUCCUUAGAGAUAUAGGAUUUGCAAAUAUUUUCCUCCAGUCCAUAACUUUUCAUUCUUUUAACAGUGCCGGUGAAGUCUUAAAUCAAGGCAUUGAGGUCAGGGUUUGUGAUUUCCUUCAUUUAAUGCAGAUUUUGGUUGGUGACAAAGUUUGGCAUUAAAAAUAGGGUGUUUGGCUUAUAUUUGGGUGUUCUGCAUUCCUAUAGAGUGGAAAUAUGGGUGAUGUAUGUUUGGUGAAAAUUAACUAAGGGAAAACUAACCAGGAGUCAGGAGGCCAGAAGCAGGUACAUACAACUCCAUGUCAAUACAGACCCCUAUAGGAAGAGAUGUACCUUGCAUCACCAGCAGGAAAUGACACUGCUUUAUUUCUGCCAGCAGGGGGCAGAAAGAUUUUUUUUUUCCUCGCCUGGCAACAGCUCAGCCAAUAAAAAGCCACUGUACUUCAAA